ACUGCAUCCUAAUUGGCGAGCCAAGUGUUGGAUGUGGCCCACUUAGGCAGGUGGUGAUUCUUCAAAGAUAACAUAAUCCACAACCAGAUUACCUCUCGUUAGGGUUGUGGCUCGAACCUGGUUUUGCUUUUUGGCCUCUAAAGAAAUCAUCUGGCUGGCGUCUGGGUCUCAGCUGCGGGCUAACCCGGCCCUGUGUCGGUGGCAGGUCCCGGUUCAUAGGCCUCCUUUCUCUUGGGGAAAGGCGCAGGCGCCACAUGCUUUAUCAGUAACUUCCUGGCGACCAGCCCCAGCUUAGCGCCAAGCGUCCUGCAGGGUUGGUGGGAGGGCCAAAGUGAGCGGUUUAAAGCCCAGAUCAAGCAGGGGCUCUUAGGAGCUACCCCUUUGUUCCUUCCGGAAUGGUGCAUAGGACUGAGCCCCCCGAUGGGGGCUGGGGAUGGAUGGUGGUGCUCUCAGCGUUCUUCCAGUCGGCGCUCGUGUUUGGGGUGCUCCGUUCCUUUGGUGUCUUCUUCGUGGAAUUUGUGGCGGCGUUUGAGGAGCAGGCAGCCAGAGUCUCCUGGAUCGCUUCCAUAGGGAUCGCGGUGCAGCAGUUUGGGAGCCCAAUAGGCAGUGCCCUGAGCACGAAGUUGGGGCCCAGGCCUGUGGUGAUGACUGGGGGCAUCUUGGCUGCGCUGGGGAUGCUGCUUGCCUCAUUUGCUACCUCCUUGACCCACCUAUACCUGAGUAUUGGGCUGCUGUCAGGCUCUGGCUGGGCCCUGACCUUCACUCCGACCCUGGCCUGCCUUUCCCGUUACUUCUCUCAGCGACGAUCUCUGGCCAUGGGGCUGGCCCUGACUGGAGUGGGCAUCUCCUCUUUUGCGUUCGCCCCCCUCUUCCAGUGGCUGCUCAACAACUACGCUUGGAGGGGAGCACUCCUGUUAGUGUCUGCCCUCUCCCUACACCUGGUGGCCUGUGGUGCUCUCCUCCGCCCACUCUCCCUGACUGAAGACACUGCUGUGGGUGGCCCUUGGGCCCAGAUCACCUCCCUCCUCUGUCAUGGUCCCUUCCUCCGAUACACUGUUGCCCUCACCCUGAUCAACACUGGCUACUUCAUUCCCUACGUCCAUCUGGUGGCUCAUCUGCAGGACCUGGGUUGGGACCCCCUGCCUGCUGCCUUCCUGCUUUCAGUGGCUGCUAUUUCUGACCUUGUGGGGCGUGUGGCAUCUGGUUGGCUGGGAGAUGCAGUCCCAGGACCUGUGGCAAGACUUUUGAUGCUUUGGACCACCCUGACUGGGGUGUCACUAGCUCUGUUCCCUGUUGCCCAGGCUUCCACAACCCUGGUGGUUCUGGCUGUGGCCUAUGGCUUCACCUCGGGAGCCCUGACCCCAGUGGCCUUCUCCGUAAUUCCUGAGUUGGUGGGGACUGGAAGGAUUUACUGUGGCCUGGGACUCGUGCAGAUGAUAGAGAGUGUCGGGGGGCUACUGGGGGCUCCUCUAUCAGGCUACCUCCGGGAUGUGACAGGCAACUACACGGCUUCUUUUGUGGUAGCUGGGGCCUUCCUACUUGCAGGAAGUGGAGUUCUUAUCACCCUGCCCCAUUUCUUCUCCUGCAUCUCACUUUCUACCUCCAGACCCCAGGACCUUGUGAUAGAGGCACCAGAUACUAAAAUUCCCCUGCCCAAGGAGGAGGGGCUGGGAGAGAACUAAACUCCACCGAAGGCAGUGGCCAUGGAAACCAGAGCUUGACAGUGCCAGCUCUUUGGCUUCAUCAAGGCAUCCACAGAAGCACAGUGCCUUAGGAUUCUUGAUCCAUCUCCUCCAGAGCAGGCCCAGGGUUCCUCCCAUUUAUGUGCCAACCAUAUGUAUUUUGUUGAGGACUCACCUGUCAUCUCCUUUGCUCUCCUCAGCUUUGCUGAGGGCUCCAGGAGAUCUCAUUCCACUGAGUCCUGAAUCAAAGCUGAAAGUCAAAGGCCAGGAGUCUCCUCAUGUUUUUGUGAUUUCUGCUGUUCCUUGUACAUAAAACAAAUAAGGAAACUGGACAACAAUUGUAACCUCAUAAGGAGCUGGAGAUCAAGGUGCUUGGGGGCAGCUAAUAGGGCUGUGAGCUGAGCAAAGGAAUGGAGAUGUCCGUGAACUCUGGUGACCAGAAUUCUUCCCUCCCUCUUCUCCACCAUUCCUGUUGGGGGGGGGGGGGAUUUAAGAGAAAGGCAUUUGUAAUGAAGAAGGCGGCUUGGGAGCAGAGACUGGAACUGAUAAAGCUAAUGCGUGAUGACCUGAGAGCCCUGUACUUUUGAGACAGAGCCUCACCGUGUAGCCCAGGCCGCUCUUGAACUUGAGACCUGGCCUCCUCCUAAGCACUAGGACCACAGGUACACACAACCAUACCCAGGUGGAUUUUUGUUCCUCCUAGGCUCACAAAGGCGGAUCAAAACGCAAGGAAAAAAAAAAAAAAGUAACAAGGUUUGGGAGCUAGAAGGAAAGCUCAGCAGUUAGAGCACUUCCUGCUCUUCCAGUGUGCCAGAGCGCCCACACUAAGUGGUUCACAACCACCUAUAAUCCAGAGGAUCCAGCCUCCUCCUCUGGUAUCCAUGAGUGUGCACGCGCACACACACACACACACACACACACACACACACACACACACACGCACACACUGAAUAAAAAUCUUUUUGAAGGUAGGUCUUUAGAGAGGGCUCAGCAGCUAAGAGCACUUCCUGUUCUUCCUGCUGACCUGUUUGGCUCCUGGUACCUACGCCCAGCAGUUCACAACUACCUGUAAGUCCAGCUCCAAGAGAUCUGUCCUCCACAAACACACAUAAAUAAAAGUAAUUUUUAGAAGUUAAAAGUAUGAGGUUUAGGUAUGCCCCUAAGAAACCGGAACUGACUAGCCAACGGUUCCUCAAAGACCCUCUUAAGGCAAGGAUUGGAGAAAUACAAACUGGACAGACAUUCCUCAUCGCCAGCGCCGCUGGGACCCUGUCGCUUUCAGCAGCUAGUGUUUCGAGGUAUCUUAAGUAGAGAUUCUUGGGGUCCUGGAUUGGCUAAUGGAGCUCUCAAAAGGGUAAGAUAAAAAUUCUUUAUUAAGGGAGUCAACCAAGAAAAUGAUCAACAAGUGGUAUCCCGGAUGGAGCUGCUGCCCCCCGUGGAGAGCAGGGAGACUUGUGGGACUGGGAGCAGUUCCCCUCUCUCAGGCGGAGGGGUAGCGGGAGGUGAGGCUGGGCGGCAGGAGGGGAGGGCUCUGGGCAGCCCCAUGUAGAUGAAGCUGCCAGAGAGGAUGAAAGAACUGCACACCAGGAAAGAGGCACUGAAGUCUCCUGUCUUAUCCCUUAGGAAGCCUGAGAAGAGGGGUAAAGACAUUUAGAAGCCUGGCAUCCCAGGAACAGAAGACAGUCUUGGGCGAAUCUGCGGGCUCAGCCCUUACCUGACAGAGGAGGGCCCAGGAGUCCCCCGAGGCUCAUCAGCAUCAUCACCAACCCUGUGGCCUGCACCACACCUCCAAUGCCUACCAGCCCAGGGAGCACACCGAAAACCAGUGGGGCGUAACUCCCGGCACUCAGGCCAUAGGCCCCAGCAGCGGCUAGCAGAGGAGCUCCCCAACCCUCCUCCGUCCCCACAGUGGGCACUAGUCCCACUGCCAGUACCCCUAAUCCAGUCAGAGACCCAAACACCACCAGAAGCCUCGGAAGGGGCACCCAGCCCUGGUCUGCCAGCCAUCCGCUGACCAAUCGGGCACUUGCAUCUCCAACUGCAGCGACAGCCACCACCAACGCUGCCCCGUAUCCACCCAUGCCCUGAUCUAAAGCGUGCGGACCCAAGUGCACAUAAGGGACGAAGUAUCCGCCCCCAAUCAAGGCGGUGCCCAAAGCAAAGACUGAAAAGGCCGGGCGCCUGAACAGACCUAGGCCAAGGGCAGCUAGGGGGGUGCGAGGUGGGGCCAGCGGGUCACCAGAGAGAGCUAAAGGCCGUAGCAAGGCGCCACAGGGUGUGAGGUGAAGGGUGACAGCGCCAAGGAGGAGCAAGGCACCCCGCCAGCCGAAAGUAUCAAGGAGGAACUGCAAGGCAGGUGCCAGGAGCAGCGAGGAUGCCCCAUUACCGAGAUCUGCAGGUUGGAGCGUAUAUCAACCGGUAGCCACAAGAUGGCAGUGUUUCCUAAUUGAUGGGAAAGUAUCUGCCUAGAAAGGGAAGAAACAGCUCAGAAGUCUGAAACUGGAGUGCGUAAGACAGCCUUUCAUCAGCACACCCCACCAUUCAAGGCGAGUCAGGUUACCUCCCUGUCCCACACUCCCACCCCAGGGAAUCAACUUCCUCCCUCCUCAGCAAGUCUACCCUUUUCUCAGUUCUAGGUUUUAGCGUAAAUGGUUUUUCUGCUGAGAUGUCCUACAACAGAAGACCAUGAAGGUUUGAGGCCCUGCCACAUACACCUUAGGAAAGUGGACUUACUGGUUCACCAGCCAGGAGCUGUCUGUGAAAGCCACCGCGGUGGUGGCACCUGCAGGCGCCCACUGCAGACUCAAACCUGAUCCAGCAAACGCAAGGUCAAGGAAACACAUGGAUCCCGUGAGUCUUUGUAGAAUCACGUGGGUUAUAAAGCAUGGAUUUUUUUUUUGUUUUUUUUUUUUUGUUGUUUUUUUUGGGUUUUUUUUUUUUUUUUUGGUUCUUUUUUUUCGGAGCUGGGGACCGAACCCAGGGCCUUGCGCUUCCUAGGCAAGCACUCUACCACUGAGCUAAAUCCCCAACCCCUGUUUUUAAGAAAAUUAAAUGGAAAGUGUGAUUCCUUUUCUCUUUGGGGGUUGGGAAGCAUGGGGCUCAUAUGCCCAGGCUGACCCCAAGUUCACUGUGUAGCUAAGGAUGGCUUUGAGCUUAUGCUGCCUCCCAGGUGCUGGGACUCGAGGUAAUCAAUCCCCUUAUAUCAGUACGUUCGUAAUUUCACAUCUGGCCUUUUCUCCUUCCAAGCUAAGUGUAUGACCAUGUGUAUUGUCAGAAGUUCUGCUACUGUGAAGAUUUCCCUUUACCCGUGCCUUUUAAGGUCCCCUAGUCCCAGACAGUGACUGGAAUGCUGCAGCUGUCCAUUUGUGGCUGGUGCCUGCACAGCAGGCAGAACAUCUGUAAACAAGGGCCCAGUCUUCUCUUCCUUAGUCAGCAAACCAUAAGGCACACCACCCCAUGAAGCUGUAGGUGUGUAUGUGCUCAGGGACAGAAAGCAUUGUAAACAGAGUAGGAACCAGAGGCAUUUGACCAACUUCUUCAUGCCACUUGCUUGUGCCAUCAGGACCUGCUGGGGCCCAAACACAUCCAUUUCAUUUCUGUUCCAUAAUGGAUUGCAGCUGUGCACGUCCAGCUUUAUGGUGUGGUGGGUCAAAAAACACCCAGCUCAUGAUGGAUAGCUCUUGUCACAUGGUGACCCAGUUAGUCCAUCAUCAAAUGUCAAAUGUUUUGUUUCCGCUAAGGCCCAGUAGCCUUAUGGCCCAAUGGCUGUCUGCAGAUGGUGGAGAGCUAUGCCUCCCCUGUGACUCACCUACAGGAGUUUGCCAGAGGCUCCAAAUGGCAUCCCCAUCUGCCACUGACACCCCAAGUACCAUCAAGUCUGCUGGAUUUCGUGGUCCAAGUGGUAGAGCAGCCUGGACCUGCUGAAGAGCCUUCUCCUGUUCCAGGCCCCACAUAAAGCUAGCAGCGUUCUGAGUCACUCAGUAUAGGGGCUGGCAUAGCACACCCAAGUGAGGAAUGUGCUGUCUCCAGGAUCCAAAUUGACCCACUGAACAUUAUGCUUCUCUCUUGGUAGUAGAAGAGGCCAAAUUUAAAAAAAAAAAAAAAACCUUAUCCUUCACCUUAGAGGGAAUAUCUCUGCGUGCCCCACACCACUGGACUACUGAAGAUUUUACUGAGGUAGAAGACCCUUGAAUUUUGGUUGGAUUUAUUUCCCAUCCUCUGAUUAGUGUGUGUGUUACCAAAGAGUUCAAGUGGUUGCGACUUCCUGCUAACUUUGUUCAAUCAUCGUAAUGUUGUCAAUGGAGUGGACUGGAGUGACAGUUUAUGGAAGAAAAACAUGUGAUCAAGCUCACUUCAAAUUAAGUUACGAUACAUGGCUGGAGAGCCACCUUACCUUGAGGUGUAAGGUGCUCUUGUCAGGUGAAAGUGACUUGUCUCUGGUGGCCCUCGUGUGCAUGUGCUAAGAAGGAAGUGUCUCCUAGGCCAACCACUGCAUACCAGUGCUAGGAGAUGUGUCAGUAUGCUCAAAGGAGGACACCAUAUCUAACAGCAAUUAUAAUUGGAGUCACUAUUUGAUUAGGUUUGUGACAGUCAACUCCUGUUCUCCUUCACCCUUUUGUCUUCUGCACAAAAUAGAAGAGUUAAAGAGAGUUUGAUAAGAGCCACUACCUCUGCGUCUUUCAUGUCCUUGAUGGUGGCACUAAUGUCUGUCAUGCCUUCAGGGGUGCCAUUGAUUUUAGCUUGUUUUUGCAGUGCUGGGGGUGAAGCCGGAGACCCAUGCAUUUAAAGCAAGCACUUUACCAACUGAUCUUCAUCUCCAACCUACAGGAUUUCCAUUACAUAUACAUAUGUAUAAAUACAUACAUUUAUUCUGUUCCUGCAGACACCCCUCUUUGAUCCAGAGACUUUUGCCUUUAUCAUUUUGCUGGCUUUGUUAUUCUUGUGUUGCCACGCGUGUGAGAACAUGCUGACUGGCUUCUCUUGACUCUGAAACCGAAAGAGGACUCAAAAUACGUUUUAUUCAUUUUUUUAUACAAGAUGUUUAUAAAGUGGUAGUAUACACCUAUAAUCCGAGCACUUGGGUGGCCAGGACAGAGGGAUCACAGGUUCAAGGCCAGCCUGAGCUACAUGAAUAGUUCCAGGUCAGCUGUACUGCUGUGGAACAGUGCCCUUCAGGGAUGACAUGGCCACUGCCAUCUUAACACCAAAGCAGCUGUGACUACCUGGGUGAGGUGUGCACUAACAUUUCCUCACGGAAGUGGGGUGGAGACACACGGGGAAAUCACCUGGAGGCACACAGGUGGUCUAUGUGGUACUCAUAAGCCUCAUAACUUCCUGAAGAUAUGCAAACGUUGAGUCAUUGCUAUAGAGAAAGAUUCCUUACUGGUUUAGAUGUCAAUAAGUCGCCCUGCUACCCCUUCAGGAUUUGGUUGGUUUUCACGGGGCAGAGGACGAAGCCCAAGUUUUCUUAAAUUCUUCCUCAGCCAUGCUUCUGUAAGUAACAGAAUUAAACUCAUUGACUCACCAA
Messenger RNA from Rattus norvegicus (Norway rat), 7209 nucleotides. The record is from RefSeq and is a predicted model, not a curated record. Lineage: Eukaryota; Metazoa; Chordata; Mammalia; Rodentia; Muridae.